This is a messenger RNA of Tauraco erythrolophus (red-crested turaco), 1227 nucleotides long. The record is from RefSeq and is a predicted model, not a curated record. NCBI's taxonomy places the organism in Eukaryota, Metazoa, Chordata, Aves, Musophagiformes, Musophagidae.
AUGUUUUUGAUCUUGCUAGGUUGGCAGCCUCGGUGGUUUGUUUUAGACAAUGGAAUAUUGUCAUACUAUGAUUCACAGGAUGAUGUUUGCAAAGGCAGCAAAGGAAGUAUAAAGAUGGCUGUGUGUGAAAUUAAAGUUCAUGCAACAGACAACACAAGAAUGGAGCUAAUCAUCCCAGGGGAACAGCAUUUCUAUAUGAAAGCCGUUAACGCAGCUGAAAGGCAAAGGUGGCUGGUAGCACUGGGGAGUGCAAAAGCCUGUUUAGCAGAUACCAGAACAAAAAAAGAAAAAGAAAUAAGUGAGACCAAUGAAUCUCUUAAAACCAAAAUGUCUGAACUUCGUCUCUACUGUGAUCUUUUAAUGCAGCAAGUUCAUACAAUACAAGAAUUUGUUCACCAUGAUGAGACUCGCUCUCCUCCCAGCAUUGAGAACAUGAAUGAAGCCUCUUCCUUGCUUAGUGCCACAUGUAAUACAUUUAUCACAACCCUUGAAGAAUGUGUGAAGAUCGCUAAUGCCAAGUUUAAGCCAGAAAUGUUCCAGCUGCCUCACCCUGAUCCCUUAGUUUCUCCUGUGUCACCAUCACCUGUCCAAAUGAUGAAGCGUUCCGUUAGCCACCCUGGUCCUUGCCAUUCAGAAAGGAGUAAUCACUCUCUAAAAGAACCAGUUUCAUCCCUUCACCGAUUUUCACAGCGGCGCAGAAGAACGUACUCGGAUACGGAAUCUUACAGUGAUACUCCCAUUGAAGAUUCUCAGAGAUCUGCUCACUGUUCUAGAAGUGCUGUCAAUGGAGAUCUGGUAUCAUCAACCAUUCCUGAAGAAAAUAGAUCAAUAUCAAAGGAAAGAUCUGAACCGGAAGAGGCUCUUUCAUCCUUUUCUUUUUGAAGACACUGAAAGUAUUAAAUUUUCUAUAAAUAAUGCUAUGCAAAGGCUGCUGUAAUUAUACUGUUGUUAUAGGAAGUAGUCAUUUCCCUUUUUAGAAGGAUUUCUCUGCACUUUAUAGAAUAACAUAAAAAGUAUCUUUGAAGUGUAUUUUAUCUUUAUAUAGUUUAUUUGCGAGAGUAUUUUCCUAAUAUUUCACAGUUUGAAUGUGCAUUUUUUGGAACAAAUGAUGGCUUAACAGAUAAGCAUCCACAUUUGUAAAUGUAGCUCUUUUUUAAAAGUGUGACAGUCUGACUGAUACGUUAGUAAACCUGCAGGUUAUAAACUUUAGCAAAAAGGUUUCUUUUU